Ruditapes philippinarum (Manila clam) is the source of this 664-nucleotide messenger RNA. Its product is annotated as microsomal glutathione S-transferase 1-like. The record is from RefSeq and is a predicted model, not a curated record. The coding region runs from base 63 to 512 and encodes 149 amino acids. Gene Ontology annotation, cellular component: membrane. The transcript is spliced from 3 exons. NCBI's taxonomy places the organism in Eukaryota, Metazoa, Mollusca, Bivalvia, Venerida, Veneridae.
UAGGUACACUUAUUGUCACACGGUGUUUCAUUAUACUGCAAGUUACACACAAGAACGCAAAUAUGGUUGCACCAACGCUUAGUUUCGAAAAUGAAGUUUUUGCGAAAUUUGCUUUUUAUGCCGGAGUAGUUUUGUUAAAGACAGUUAUUAUGAGUGGAUGGACUGCGAGAUAUCGUCUGCCAAGAGGGGUAUUUAUCUCCUCUGAAGAUUAUGUGGGAAGAUCCGGACAAACAAUGAAAAUUGACGAAGAUGUUGAAAGAACAAGAAGAUGCCAUCUCAACGACAUUGAGAACGUAUUGCCCUUCGUUCUGAUAGGUCUACUCUACGUUUUGACUGGUCCGACUGUUGCAAGCGCCACCUUACACUUCCGGUUGUUUGCAGGAUUCCGUUUGUUUCACACAAUUGCCUAUAUGUUUAUCCUUCCUCAACCAUCACGUGCUAUUGCGUUUUUUGUCGGAUUUGGAGUGAACAUUUCGAUGGCUAUCACUGUGAUUAGGGCUGGCAUGUUUUGACAUUGUCAUAUAAAAAUUGUUUAUUCUAAGUAAAUAGUCCGAUCUGUAACAAUUCCGAAUACCAUGAACGUUAGUCUUUAAAACAACAUAUGGAAUAAUAACACGGUCAUCUUGUUUGAUGUUACAUCGGUAAUAAAAAAGCACUAAAUGUU